GGGCGGUAGGUGGUGGUGGCUCUGCUGCAUCCCGUGUCAUUUCCGCACUGUGCAGGCAGCGAGGGUUUGUGGAUCACGCACGAUUAUGACAUUUCACUGUCCCGUCGGUAGGCGGGACAAGCGUCGACGAGAUGCCAAAUACCGUCUGGGUCUGCCAGGAGGAUGCGAUGCAGCAACGAUGUGGACCAACAUAAUCUGUCGCUUCUGUAUGGGAUAAAAGCAAAAAUGUGCACCACGUUGCAGGGAAAGUCAACAGUGGGAUAGAGCGUUGGCCCCUCGCUGAGCACCCACAGAAAUCAAUCAAGUUUACUCCAAAAUGUAUCAAAGCUCAUUAAAUGGCCGAAGACAUCUUCAUAUAUAGAGGACUGCAGAGCUGUCAGCUUCCUCAGAAAUUGUGAGAUGCAGUUUGCAUGAACGACAAUUCUUUAAAAAACUGUUAGUAUUUUCAACACGCAGGAGCACCACGCCCGACCGCCUUUGUCUCUCCGGAUCUGAUGUUUAUGCAAAUCAUCAAUCACUAAACAACCUCAUUGGCUGCAGAGGCAAGUGCUGUCAGGGAGCACCUAUUAAGGCAAUCAUGGUACACAAAUAACUGAAAAGUAGUACAAUUCUCGCCCGCCUUUGUCUUCCCAGUACUGGCGAGUAUGGCAAAAGCGACCUAGGGGAGACACAGGGCAGGUUCAGAUAUCACUCACCACCAGGUCUAAAAUUUUAAAAGAAUAUUUUCCAGCCUCACCAUCCCCGAAACUCCCAGCUACCUGGACCCAUCUCCACAACAGCGGGGAAAUACCCUGAGAACGAUUGUUUAAGGACGCUUAAUGCAUUUAAAUUAUUGUUUCCCAAAUGUCAGUCCCGAACAGCUACAAGUGAAUGAAGUCCUUCCUCGCCACUGAUGUGCAUGACCAAGAACUGAACCUAGGACGCUGGGGUUGAAUCAUUAUCAUCAUCAUCAACCACGCUGCUGCUCUCUAAGAGCGAGCCCGUGCCACCUCCAUCUGCCCUCACUUUCAGCGCGCGACGCUGAGCGAGAUGGUCAGGGGCCACGCCAAGCCCCACGUGCGUCACGUCAUCUUCACGGCCCGCGACCACCGGGACCCUGGUGACCCCUCGGAGCUCAGUCGUGACCCCGACCCCGAACCCGACGAGUUCGCCUCCUGGAAGGUCGAGCCUACCACUGCACCCAGCGUGCGCUGCCGAUUUUACCUGCUCCCUAGCUACGACAGUGAUACUGACCAAGAUGCUGGCGCCGCCGCCGCUGCUGCUGCUACUGCCGCUGAUGGUGACGACGGUGAGGCUGGUGGAGGUGGUGGUGGUGGUGGUGCCGGUGCUGGUGGAAGCCCUGAUCCUACAGACCCAGGAGACGAGGAGGCGAGGCGCAAGCGGAUCCUGCUGCUGAAGGAGCACCUCGCCAGGGCGGGCUUCAACGCCUCUCUGCCCACGACCAUCCUCAUUCACGGGUACCGCGUGUCUGGCACGGAGCCGGACUGGAUCGAGGAGAUUGCGGCGGCGGUGCUGGAGGCGUCCCAGGGCCGCAUGAACGUGAUCGCGGUCGACUGGAUCAAGGGCGCGAGCAGCUCGUACUCGCGGGCCGUGCGAUACGCACGCACCGCCGCCGCCGCUGCCACGGCCGCCCUCGUCAGGGACCUCACGACCCCAGAGGUGGGUGCACGGGAGCAGUCGCUGCACCUGGUGGGGGUCAGCCUGGGCGCGCACCUGGCCGGCUUCGUGGGCCAAAGCUUCCAGGGUCGUCUCGGCCGCAUCACCGCCCUCGACCCCGCAAGCCCCGGCUUCUCCCAGGUCGGCCCCGCAGAGCGACUCGACCCGAGUGACGCCGCCUUCGUGGACGCCAUUCACACGGACGGCGACAACUUCGGUCUCCGGCAGCCCGUGGGCCACGUGGACUUCUAUGUGAAUGGUGGCGAUGAUCAGCCUGGAUGUGGAGGGUUUGGCUACCAGUCGAUGAUCUGCGACCACAUGCGCGCCGUGCGGCUGUGGCUGAGCUCCCUUCGCUCCCCGUGCGAGCUGCGCGCCUUCCCGUGCGACUCCGUCGCCGCCCUGGCCGCCGGACGCUGCCUCGAGUGCCGCACGGAGCGCACGGCGUCGUGCCCCCGCCUGGGCCUGCACUCCGUGGACGCGGUUCGAGACCCGAAAACGUGGCCGGACAACAGCACGCUGACUCUGCACAUGCUCACGGGACACUCGCCCCCAUACUGCGUGUCCUACAUGCUGGUGGAGAUGGACACAGCUGGCGAGGCCAUCAAGGGCUCACUGACCAUCAAGUUCAUGGGGCAGACAAGAGAGACUGCCGAGAUGGCCCUCUUCCAGAGCCUGCACAACUUUGUUCCGGAGCGCGGCGGCACAUCCCGGGUCCUCGCCCUGGAGCGAGACCUGGGCCCCCUGCGAUUCGUGGCCCUGCGAUUCUCGCCGAGCUCGCUGGCGUGGAACUUCCUUCGCUUCGCGGCCCCUCGCGCGUCGCACGCUGCCUCCACGCUGAGGAUCGCGCGGCUCCGCAUCACCCACCUCCUCGUCGAGCACGGGGAGCAGUUCUGCCUGUACAUGGUGCUGCUAAGUGAGGGACAGGUGGUGGGGAUGCCACUCUCCCGCUGCCAGAAUUGACUCCACCACCACUCAAUCACUCAUCCACCACCACUCAAUCACUCAUCCACCUCCACUCAAUCAUUCAUCCACCACCACUCAAUCACUCAUCCACCACCACUUAAUCACUCA
This is a messenger RNA of Petromyzon marinus (sea lamprey), 2727 nucleotides long. Lineage: Eukaryota; Metazoa; Chordata; Hyperoartia; Petromyzontiformes; Petromyzontidae. The record is from RefSeq and is a predicted model, not a curated record.